Paecilomyces variotii is the source of this 696-nucleotide messenger RNA. RefSeq names its product vacuolar ATP synthase subunit E. Gene Ontology annotation, biological process: proton transmembrane transport. The coding region runs from base 1 to 696 and encodes 231 amino acids. The record is from RefSeq and is a predicted model, not a curated record. The transcript is spliced from 3 exons. NCBI's taxonomy places the organism in Eukaryota, Fungi, Ascomycota, Eurotiomycetes, Eurotiales, Thermoascaceae. Gene Ontology annotation, cellular component: proton-transporting two-sector ATPase complex, catalytic domain. Gene Ontology annotation, molecular function: proton-transporting ATPase activity, rotational mechanism.
AUGUCGCAGAAUCAUGCCUUGUCCGAUGACCAGGUUGCGGGCGAGCUCCGCAAGAUGACGGCCUUCAUCCGUCAGGAGGCUCUCGAGAAGGCUCGUGAGAUCGAGUUGAAGGCCGACGAGGAGUUCGCCAUUGAGAAGUCAAAGCUCGUCCGCCAGGAGACGGCCAACAUCGACACCCUGUACGAGAAGAAGUUCAAGCAGGCCUCCAUGUCCCAGCAGAUCACCCGCUCUACGCUCGCGAACCGUACCCGUCUCCGCGUCCUCUCCGCUCGUCAGGAGCUGCUCGAUGAUCUCUUUGAGCGUGCCCGUCAAAAGGUCGCUGACGUCUCCACCGGCGACGAGAGCAAGUACCAGGAAAUCCUGAAGGGGCUGGUCCUCGAGGGUCUCUACUACCUGAAUGAGGAGAAGGUGUCUGUUCGCGCCAGGGAGAAGGAUUACGACAGUGUGAAGAAGGCCAUUGAGAAAGCGUCAGAGGAGUUCAAGGAGAAGGUUGGCAAGGAUGUGACUGUCGAGGUGGACGAGGAGGAGCCGCUCCCCGAGGGAUCCGCCGGUGGUGUCGUUAUUGUCAGUGGUGCCGGAAAUAUCGACAUCAACAACACAUUCGAGGAGCGUCUAAGACUGCUGGAGAUCGAUGCUCUUCCCGCUGUCCGACAGACGCUCUUCGGCAGGAACGAGAACCGGAAGUUCUUCGAUUAG